This is a messenger RNA of Anopheles darlingi, 2687 nucleotides long. RefSeq lists its product as uncharacterized. The coding region runs from base 448 to 957 and encodes 169 amino acids. Lineage: Eukaryota; Metazoa; Arthropoda; Insecta; Diptera; Culicidae. The transcript has 4 exons. Gene Ontology annotation, biological process: sleep; positive regulation of voltage-gated potassium channel activity; regulation of synaptic transmission, cholinergic. The record is from RefSeq and is a predicted model, not a curated record.
ACGGCGAGAAAGCGAGUCCUUUUCUUCUUUCCUUCCUUUCUAUCAACUUCGACAACUAUCCGGCAUCUCUGUAUGCCUGAGUUGGGCUCACACAGCCAACGUUGCCACCAUUGAUCUUCGCUAAAAACUCUUAUCUAUUUCAUCUUGCGAAACGUUCCUUCCUCGAGUGGCUACGUUUCAGCGGCGCGGCGCGUGUUUGUAUGUGAAUUUGUGCUGUUUUUUAGUGCAUUUCAACAUUUCAUGAACCAAAGUGCGUCCUUCUGCGUUCUGCUGCGAACCUUUAAACCACCGUUGAUUUCGUUUUGUAUAAUAAUCCAUCGUGCUCCCGCUGUAUUCGUGAUAUAAGUGUGAUAAACAAGUGCUGCAUCAGUAUCUGCAAGGAUUACGAUACACAUACUGGAUACAUCGCAGGUCUACGCAUAACGUGCACCGAGAUCCGCCGACACAAUGCAUCAGCUCUCGUCGCUAUUCAUCCAAAUUUGCGUGAUCGCAGCCUCAGUCCAAACUGGGCUAAGCAUCAAGUGCUACAACUGCGACUCAACCAGCAAUGAAGAAUGUAUGGAUCCGAAACGCAAUUCUGCCAUCGUGGCCGAGACCUGCACACCGAGAAAAAUGUCCGAAACAACCGGUAACUGGUUGGCGGAUCUGACGCGCAUCGAAUACUUUGGCGGAGCGGAGAUCACCGUACCGAUGGUUUGCCAGAAAAUUGUCGCCGCUAAUGAAAAUGGUGACACGAUGACGUUCCGUGGCUGUCAGCUGGACGGUGGUAAAACGGAUCCCUGCCAGAUCGCCUACGGUAAAGCGAAAUUGCAGCGUGGCGUAAAGAUCGAGUACUGCUCAACCUGCAAGGAUGAUGGCUGUAAUGGAGCACCCCGGUUGGUGAGAUCGACCACCUCACUGGUCAGUCUGCUCGUGGCAGCAGCAUUACUGACGCGCGUCGGACAACAGUUCUUGUAAAACGUUUUACCACCGAAAUAAUCACGGAGAACGGAACGGAUGCCUGGCCCGGAAACUUGGUCAAAUUAGCCCGAAUUGCAAGAACCUCUGUACAUAUGAUUUAUUGUGAAGUGAUAAAUCAAUUGGCAUUCAUGCACACGUGGAAUCACGAACCGACUCAGAACGGAUGGUCUGGAGAGCGUGGCUCUCGUCAAGCGCAUCAAGCGUAUCAUCAACGAUCGGUCGAAUACAUUUAUCGGAAGUCAAAGCAAACGAAGGAGAUGUAAGCAGUAUCACACACACUCUCGCUGUGUGUUGUGUCACACAGUUCUAAAGUAACAAUAGAAAACAUGGUUUGAAGAGGAAGACCACAUACUUAUCCUUAGCACCAUCACGAUCACGGCAGUUACUAACCCUUAACUAGUUGAAGAUAUUCGGACAACAACACUGUCCGAUUGAUAGAGAUACGCGUUUCAUGUUUCUUUUCGCGGUCAAAAGGCAGCGCGGUCAAAGCGUACGCAAAACGCUUUCGAUCAAUUUCGCAAAAACCAAACUCUUUGCACUCGAUCAAUUAAUUCGUAAAACAAAAUACUCAACAAAGCAACCAGCGCAUGAGGCGAGAGACGCAAAUUCACGCAUAUGCCUUCGAUUCGAUAUUAUAAGCAUUUAAUGAAAACUUGCUGGGAAGCAUUAGGUUAAGAUUUUGCAAAAAAAAAAGUAUUCUGCAUUCGCAACACUGAUUCGGAUCUUUCAACAAUUCUCACAACAACAAACAAACAACGGUACCAAUGAGCGUGUGUAAAGGAAACACACUGAUGAAUUUGAUACAAGUAAAAUCAACCGUGCAGUAGUUUUGCAGAUCGUUUUCUACCGAUUAGCAGCUCUCCCAUUCUCCUCUAACUAGUGACACCUACACCUAUUAGUCUGUAGCGCAGCGAACGCACGUGCUCGCGGUUCUUAGUGUUUGUGUGUCGUCACGAACGUCUUAAAGAUAUUAGCACAAUUAGUGGUAAAUCAGGAUGCAGGGUAUCAGUGGGUGUGUGGGUGUGUGUCUGCAUAGUUCAUAAUCAGCAGGUCAGCAGUACUACUAGCACCUAAUACAGACCGAGAGAAAGGCAAUAGACAGUGGAUAGGUUUGAACCGCAUUUGAAUUCAUGGUCCAUUAGAGAAAAUCUUUUGAGACACCCGGCAAUGCAAUGAGGUGACGUAGCAGUGUACGGUGCUUGCUGACUCAUAAAUCAAAAGCGCUUGCUAAGCACCUUAAACGCGUGGUAAAUUAUCCAUUAUUCGUAAUGACACACCAAACUCGACACCAAAGCAAACAAAAAGCAAAGAUAAGAUAACGCGUUCAUUAGGUGUGAAAGCCCAACACCAGAAAACGAAAAGAAAUGAAAGCUAAAUCCACAGGCCGCACAAGAACAUGGCCAAUUCCACGUGUCAACUUUGGUUUCGAUACCGCAACGUCACCAUACAUUUCCCCUUUCCCCCAGUACGUUUAACGUGCAGUGCAGUCAUCGAUCGUGGCAACUGAAGACAACGUAGCUGGAUAACCGCGGGACGAAAAACAAACCAUGAUAAACACACUAGAAUAUUGUGUGCUGGAGCAGAGCAUACCUUCACCGUGUGAUCGUUUCUGGUUUCUUUUCAACGAGAAGAAGAGGUUCAGAGAAAUACAAAAUCCAUAACCAGUACAUUGUGCACUGAUGGGGCACCCACAGGCGAUGAAGAUGAUCAAUAAAAGCUCGUAACAA